UUCUACGCCAUGGUAUAACAGCCGUCAUCCUCUCUUCUUACUCCUACGCUCCUACGCCCCUACGCCCCUAUGCCCCUACCAUAACUCCCCUAUAUGUGUCGCCGAGUCUCUCGAAUCUCUACAUUCGUAUACACCUAUACAUCCUACCGCCCGGCGCCGCGCAUCCCAACUACCGCCUAUACUCCCAGGAACCUACGUAAUACGCCCAAGAGCGCGCACGCGCCUCGACACCUGAAUCAGAGCAGUACAGGGCUCGUGACAGUCGGCAUCCUCGUUGCCAUUACAAUUGGCGGCGCAUUGCUUAUACCCCUCACCAAGAGCGCAUCAUCGAAUAGAAAUCAACCACGAGACACCUCUGAGGUAUCUAAAACAUCAGCCUCGACCUUUAUAACAUUGGAAAUGACACCUAAAAUGCCUCCCGGAAGGCCCGGGACCCUCACACCCGAGCAAGAGGUCAAGCUGCGCGAGUUCUGGGCCGUGACGCUGAGGGUCUUUGGUGUGUACGAAGAGCCGACAGCUGAAGAGCCCAACGGCGCCACAACUCCACGCGCUUCGACAACCGAGCCACCAGAAACUGGCGGCAAGAAAGACAAGCGCAAGAGUCGGCUCCACAUGUUCAGGAAAGGCAAGGACAAAGGUACGGAUAGCGAUUCUGUGUCAGGGACCUCGACUCCUUCGGACUUGAGUCAGUUGAGUCUUGCGGAUGGUGAGGACAAGCACGGCGAGACGAAAGACUUCAGAGCCGCCUUGGCGAGCACCAAGCCCGAUGACUUACGCAAAGCCUUUUGGAGCAUGGUGAAGCACGACCACCCUGACGGCCUUCUUCUCCGCUUUUUGCGCGCCAGAAAGUGGGAUAUAGAGAAAGCGCUCAUUAUGAUGAUCUCAACAAUGCACUGGCGGGCUGGAGAAAUUCACGUUGACGACGAUAUCAUCCGCCGAGGUGAAGCUGCGAUGCUGGAACAAAGCAAAAGCGACGACCCAAAGCUGAGAAAGGAGGGCCAGGACUUCCUUGACCAGAUGCGAAUGGGCAAAAGCUACUUGCACGGUGUUGAUAAGGAGGGCCGGCCUAUUUGCGUAGUAAGAGUGCGGUUCCACAGACAAGGCGAGCAAAGUGAGCAGAGCUUGGAGAGGUUUACUGUAUACACCAUCGAAACCGCGAGGAUGCUUUUGAGGCCACCGGUUGACACAGCUACCGUGAUUUUUGACAUGACCGACUUCUCCAUGGCGAACAUGGAUUAUACGCCUGUAAAGUUCAUGAUCAAGUGCUUCGAAGCAAACUAUCCCGAAUCGCUUGGCGCUGUUCUGGUCCACAAGUCCCCUUGGAUUUUCCAAGGCAUAUGGAGUAUAAUACGUGGCUGGCUCGAUCCCGUUGUAGCAGGCAAAGUGCACUUCACAAAAAACCCCGACGAACUGGAGGCAUUCAUUCCCCGAAAGCAAAUACCAAAAGAAUUAGGUGGCGACGAGGACUGGUCAUACAAAUAUGUCGAAGCCGACCCUGCGGAGAACGCCAUCCAGGCAAACAUUGAGCCACGUGACCAACUCCUUGCGGCUCGCAGCGAGAUAGUUCGCAAGUACGAGGGCACAAUCCUGGACUGGAUACGAUCCGCCGGCAAGGAAAGCGCUGACGAGAAGGCUUCCUCGGAAUCUGUACGGGUGCAGCGGGAUGCGCUUGCAGAAGACCUGAAGAAGAACUACUGGGAGCUGGAUCCGUAUUUGCGGGCGCGAUCGUACUACGACCGCACAGGAGUUAUACAGGCGGGUGGCGUCUUAGAUUUCUACCCUUCGAAAGAGCCACCCAAGGCUGAAAGCGCGAAACCGGUACUGAACAAAGUGGAGACGAGUCCGGAUGACUUGGAUUGAAGUCACUAGUGUCCAUGUAUCCAGUUGUAUAGUUUUCGUGAAGAGGUCGAUGCGUAUUCGACAGUUUGGAUUUUGGCUAGAGCGUCCUAAGUU
Molecule: messenger RNA, 1953 nt
Organism: Mytilinidion resinicola
Lineage: Eukaryota; Fungi; Ascomycota; Dothideomycetes; Mytilinidiales; Mytilinidiaceae
Product: CRAL/TRIO domain-containing protein
Exons: 4
Coding region: 94-1860 (588 amino acids)
Source: RefSeq, a predicted model, not a curated record